AUGAAAGAAUCACCGGACUAUCGAAUUGGUGCAUUUCAUUUUCCACAUGCUUUACAUGGGAUAUGUGGAUUCACGUUUGGACUAAUGAUUGGGUUUAUAAUAUGGAGUAUUUAUCGAUUGAAGAAAGAGAAAAAACAGCGAUUAGCUUUCAUAAAACUUGUCGUUUAUUUGGUAAGUCAAUUUUUUUAAAUUUUAAGUUUUUGAAUUUUUUUGCCAAAGGCUUCCUCUUUUUCUCCCACUUUUCUUAAGUGAUCUCUCUUCCUAUUCUUGGGACUAAUUUUGUCUUAUUCUAAUAUUAUAUUACCUAACCAUUGCGACAAUAACUUUUUUUUAGCGUGAAAUAACAGCAAUAGCUCCGAUAAGUAACCCCGAAGUUCAUGGCAACUACAAAACUACCCAGGCCGAUAACGUCUCCAAAACAUUACAAACUCUGGAGCAAGAGAACAAAAUCAAGGUUCCGAUCGACGAGGUUGUUCAAGCAGCCUCAAUGGUCGAUGAAUUCAACAAAACGUGUGGAGAUACAAAUGAAAAUUCAGUGUUAGGAGCAGUGAAAGUCCCAGAUGUGAAUGCACCACAUUCUAGCAGUACUGGAGGGGUAAGUUGUUUUAUUAUGGAGGUAUGGUAAAGUAAGGUUAGCUAGGGUAAAGUAUGGUAUGGCAGAGUAAACUAGGGUAUGGUAAGGUACAAGACACCGAAAGUUAGGGUCAAACAAGCCGAAAUAAGUAAUUGUAUAAGAAACCAGUGAAGGGUACUAUAAGAUACGGUAGGUAUAUAAAGAAGAGUAAGCAAUGAUCGAAAAAAAACUCUUGAUGAAGUUUCUACAGAGAUGAUUUUGAAGCUAGUUUUCUAUUUUUUCAGUUUGAAGCCAUGAGCAAAGGAUCUUCGAAGAGCAAUAAGAGCAGUCGUACUAAACGCAGUUCUUUCGAACCCUUAAGCAAGAAGGAAGAAUGA
Molecule: messenger RNA, 951 nt
Organism: Bursaphelenchus okinawaensis
Lineage: Eukaryota; Metazoa; Nematoda; Chromadorea; Rhabditida; Aphelenchoididae
Source: the annotation of a GenBank genome assembly